AUGAGCACUAGAGAUACUCGUAGAAGGGGUACGCGAGGCCGUGGUAAAGGCAGAGGGAGUACUAGGGCUGGGUCUUCAGCUUCGGGUCACAUGCCUGCUAGGGAGACACCGGCUUCACCGGUUCUCGAAAGGGUUGCUGGAGUGAGUACAGGGUCAGUAGCCCAGGGGUCAAUUUUUGAGCGACUCCGAUCCAAUGGGGCGGAGAUCUUUAGGGGUGUUUCUGGAGUAGCCCCGAAUGUGGCAAAAUAUCGGCUAGAGGCUACAGACUGGAUUAUGGAUGAUCUUGACUAUACUGUGGAACAGAAACUGAAAGGGGCAAUGUCGUUACUGCGAGACGAGGCUUAUCAAUGGUGGCUCACUAUGAGGGAAGGUACGCAAGCUGACCGUCUGACAUGUGAUUUCUUCAAAGUGUCCUUCCAAGGGAAGUAUGUGGGUACAAGUUAUGUGGACGCCCGAAGGAAGGAAUUUCUGAACCUGACCCAAGGGAACAAGACUGUGGCGGCUUAUGAGGCAAAGUUUCUGCAGUUGAGUCAUUAUGCUCGUGGGAUAGUAGCUACUGAGUAUGAACAUUGUGUGGGGUUCGAAGAUGGACUUCGGGAUGAAUUGAGAAUUUGA
Molecule: messenger RNA, 615 nt
Organism: Gossypium arboreum
Lineage: Eukaryota; Viridiplantae; Streptophyta; Magnoliopsida; Malvales; Malvaceae
Exons: 2
Coding region: 1-615 (204 amino acids)
Source: RefSeq, a predicted model, not a curated record